AUGGUUGAAGUCAUGAAGAGGAAAAUGAAGAUUGUGAGACUCUCUUUCCUCCUUUUCUUUCUACUGCAAGUCAUUUCCUCUCAAUCAUGUUCCCAGCAAGACAGACUUGCUCUGUCGGUCCUAUCUUCAAGUUUCCAAAUCCCUUUCUCUUCGAACUCAGAUUGUUGUGAAUGGGAAGGAGUGAAGUGCAACUCCUCCACAGGGAGAGUGGCCAAACUCAAGUUGUGGAGGAAAUCAUCACAUGAACAGUAUAUUAAUUACUCGGAUUUUUCUGUCUUCAAAGAUUUGAAGAACCUCCACUUGUCAUUUGAUAAUAAUAUAGUUGGUUGUGUGGGGGAUGAAGGGUUGCCAAAUCUGGAGGUCCUUGAAUUGAAGCUGGAUAAUGCUGCCAGCAUUCUGUCUUGUGUGGAUGGCCUUUCAAAUCUCAAGUCUCUAUAUUUAUCGUAUAACAGCUUCAAUACAUCUUCCUUGCACCACGUUUUGGAAACUCUCUCAUCAAAGCUGAGCAAUCUGGAGGUCCUUGACAUAAGUGGGAACACUUUGACUAAUGACAUCUUGCCAUCCCUCGAGGGAUUCACAUCUUUAAAGGAGCUGCAUUUGUCUCAGACUGAAUUGGACUCAGAUCUUCACAUUGAAGAGAACGACGGAUUUAAAUGGCCAACCAAUUUACAAGUCUUAAGCUUGAGGGAAUGCAGUUUGGGCAACAAAUUUAUUUCAUCUCUAAGUGGGCUUGGAAGUCUCAAGUCCCUUGAUUUAAGUGGAAAUCAGUUAGAAGGAUCGGUAGAUAUCAGUGGCUCAAAAAGUUUAAGUAGAUUGGAAGAACUUACUUUAGAUGGGAAUAUGAUAGAUGGAAACAAGCUCAGGGACUCAUUACGAGCUUUAUCAUCAUCUAUUCGGGUCCUUUCUAUGUCUCGCAAUACAUUUAAUGGAACAAUUGUUGCGAGAGAUUUUAAGGAUUUAAGUAACCUACAAAAUUUGAUAUUGGACAAAACUAGUUACAUGGAAAACAAGUUUUUCAACAGUAUUGGGGAAUUGACAUCUUUAAAACUUCUUUCUGUUACAUAUUCUGACAUGAAUGCCACUCUUCCUCAUGCCGAUUGGUUUAAACUGAAGAAUCUCGAAGAGUUAGAUCUAAGCUAUAAUAGAUUUGAUGGACCGCUUCCCUCAUCUUUUGGUAACAUGACAUCUCUUCGGAAGUUGGAACUUUAUGAAAAUCACUUCAUUGGUCAGUUUGAUUCAAAAAUUGCUAGCCUUACAUCACUUGAACAUUUUGGUUUCACAGGAAAUCAAUUUGAGGUCCCUAUUUCUUUUGCACCAUUUGCCAAUCACUCAAACCUAAAGUUCAUAUAUGGUGAAGGCAACAAAGUCAUAUUGGACUUACAACCUAGUCUGCAAACUUGGAUUCCUAAAUUUCAAUUACAAGUACUGAGCUUGCCUUCAAUGACUGAGACUAAUUCUCUUCCUCUCCCCAGGUUUCUUCUUCAUCAAAACAGCUUGACUAGCUUAGAUUUAAGUAGUUGUAGGUUGGAAGGAGAGUUUCCUCAAUCGUUGUUUCAAAACAACACAAAGUUGACGGAGCUUGUCGUUAGAAAUUGCUCUUUCACAAGUGUUUUCCAGCUACCAUUGCAUCCCCUUCCUCACAUGAGGAGAAUUGAUGUGUCUGACAAUAACAUUAUUGGCCAAAUCCCCAGUAACAAUAUCAGUUCAAUUUUACCAAAUUUGCAAUUUCUAAACUUGUCUGGAAACCACAUCCAAGGUUCAAUCUCUCCUGAGUUUGGGCAAAUGAACUUAUUGGAUACAUUGGAUCUCUCGGAAAAUCGUUUAUAUGGAGAAAUUCCAAAGAACAUAUCCGGGGACAGGUCUCUGCUCAAAUACUUGAAACUUUCACACAAUAAGCUAGAUGGGCAGAUAUUUCCAACUUUGAAAUCCUUGGAGCAGCUGUAUUUAGAUGACAAUAGCCUUUAUGGUAGCAUACCAAGUAGCUUUUUAAACUCAUCUCUCAUAAGCUUGGAUAUAAGCAAUAAUAAUGUAGAGGGGAAGCUACCAAGUGUGGUAGGAAAUUUGUCAAACUUGCAAACCCUUUCAUUGUCCAACAAUCAUCUUGAAGGAUCUAUUCCGACAAGCCUUGCGGAACUUGUAAAUCUAGCGUAUAUAGAUUUAUCACACAAUAAUUUGACAGGUUCUGUACCAUCUUUUGUCAAUUCUUCAUUGAAUUACAUCCAUUUGAACAACAACAGGUUAAGUGGUUUAUCCAAAAGAAUGUUCAGCAAAAGCUCUUUCUUAGUGGUGCUCGACCUUAGUUACAAUGAAAUAACCAACAGCAUUCAAGAUAUGAUACAAGACCUUUCUGAUACAAGGUUGAACGUACUCAUUUUGAAAGGUAGCCGCUUUACAGGGCAUCUACCAAGGCAGUUAUGCCAAUUGGUAGGUUUAAGUAUACUAGACCUUUCUUAUAACAAUUUUGUUGGUUCAAUACCCAAUUGCUUGGGUAAAAUGUCUUUUGAGAGUACUCACCCUGAGUUGUUAAGGGCUGCAUUUAAUGGCUUUAUUAGUGAAGACAAUAGCGGUACAGGAUUUUUUGUACCAAAUAUACACGAGAAAGCAAACUUCACUACGAAGAAAAUAUCCUACAUAUAUUCAGGGAAGAUCCUUGCUUAUAUGUCUGGAAUUGAUUUAUCCACAAAUAAACUAAAUGGGAGUAUUCCAUUUGAGCUUGGAAACUUGACAAGAAUUCGUGCAUUGAACUUGUCUCACAAUGAUUUGAUUGGACAAAUUCCAGCUACAUUCUCCAAAUUAUCAGAAAUAGAGAGUUUAGAUCUUUCUUUUAACAUGUUGAGUGGCCAAAUUCCUCCUCAGCUAAACGAGUUGAACUCUCUUGCUGUAUUUAGCGUUGCACACAACAACUUAUCUGGUGAAACACCCGAACGAAAAGGCCAGUUUAUUACCUUCGAUGAAAGCAGCUAUGAAGGCAAUUCUCUUCUUUGUGGACCUCCAUUGCUAAAAAGUUGUUAUCCUCAAGCACAAUCACCUACCAUUUUUCCAAACGAAGACAAUGACAGUUCAGUGGACAUGAAUGUGUUUUGUGCGAGCAUGGUUUCACUUCGAAUUCGUUGGCUUGCUGAGGUGCGUUGCGGUGGCUACUCUUCCAUUCUCUUGCUCAAUUUUGCGAGUUCAUGUGCUUCAGUUCAGAAUGUUGAGCUGAAUUUUGCCAACUUCGGGUUGAAACUGUGUUGCACCUUGGAGUUAGGAGGCUAUAAGUGUGCUAGAGGGCACAUGCAAUUUCCAGGAUCACACCCAGUUUCCUUAAACAGAGAAAAUUUACAACUAUUACGACAGCAUUAUUAUUAUGCAACAUGGAAAGCUGAUGGAACAAGAUAUAUGAUGCUAAUAACUAUGGAUGGAUGUUACUUGAUUGAUAGAAGUUUCAAUUUUCGAAGGGUCCAAAUGAGGUUUCCCUGCAGGAUUACAAUUGAUGGCGUGGCUGAGAAGACGCACCACUUCACUUUACUUGAUGGGGAGAUGAUUAUUGAUACAUUGCCAGAUUCAAAAAAGCAGGAAAGGAGAUACCUCAUAUAUGAUCUGAUGGCAGUCAAUGGAGUAUCAGUUAUAGAGGUGCAGCGACCAUUUUAUGAACGAUGGAAGAUGCUUGAGAAAGAAGUGAUUGAACCUAGGAAUCAGGAACGGUUCCAGGGCAGAAAUCCCUACUAUAGAUAUGACAUUGAGUCAUUCCGGGUGAGGAGAAAAGAUUUUUGGUUGCUCUCUACUGUCACAAAACUUUUAAACGAAUUCAUUCCAAGACUUUCGCAUGAUGCAGAUGGUCUCAUAUUUCAGGGUUGGGAUGAUCCUUACAUACCUAGCACUCAUGAAGGCCUCCUAAAGUGGAAAUAUGCUGAUCUGAAUUUGGUUGAUUUUCUUUUUGAGGUGUUUGGUUUGGUUUGGUCACUUCUAGCUGUUGCACAUGCCCCCCAACUAAUUCCCAGCUGUGUUGACAGAUUGAGAAUGACUGAAUGGAUUUACAAGCGAAUCAGAACAGAUAAAUCAACUCCGAAUGACUUUAAUACAUGUGAUGCGAAGUAUAAGAGACAAUAUCAUAUAGAGGAUAUCCUAUUAAAUGAAAUAAAUGAGAUAAUUCGCCUUCCCAUGUAUGCCGACAGGAUAAGAACUGAUAGCAAAGCCAAUCAACACACAAACUUGGCACGGAGAAGGUUGAGGCUGAAAAAACUCACUGGAAAGAAUCGCAUUUGGGCAUCCAUUGAUAAUUAUGAGGUGGGUGGAGGAUAUCCAGAACUGAAGAAGGACGAAAAGAGGAGAAACAGAAAGUCGCAUUCAGACACGUCUCACACGGACUCUUUUCUCAGGGGAGGGGACCAAGUCAUCUCUGUCUUGGAAGAAAUGGUUACCCUUUUGGAUGACAUGAAUAUGGAUGAGGAAUCUGAGAAAGUGGCAGUGGAGUUAGCUGCACAAGGAGUUAUAGGAAAGAGAGUUGAUGAGAUGGAGUCUGAUUUCAUGACGGCUCUUGACUAUAUGAUUCAACUUGCCGAAAAGGACAAGGAUGAUAAGCGCAAAGAACUGUUGGAAGUGAUCAAAGAGACUAUAUUAUCACAUCUAACAAAAAAAUGUCCACCCCAUGUUCAAGUAGUUGGUCUUCUAUGUAGAACUCCAAAAAAAGAUAGUCGGCAUGAGUUGAUGCGCCGAGUUGCAGCUGGUGGUGGUGCAUUUAAAGGCGAGAAUGACUUGAAGAUUCAUAUCCCAGGGGCAAAUCUAAAUGACAUAGCUAAUCAAGCUGAUGAUUUGUUGGAGGCAAUGGAAACUCGUUCUGUUAUCCCAGACCGAAAACUACUUGCAAGGCUUGUUUUGAUUAGAGAAGAAGCUCGCGAUAUGAUGGGAGGGGGAAUUAUGGAUGAAAGAAACCACCGUGGAUUCUAUACACUUCCCCAGCCUGAGGUGGACUUCUUGACCAAAUUGGUGGCUCUAAAACCUGGGAAAAAGGUGCUUGAUAUGAUAAAAAAUGUAAUGCAAGGAAAAGAUGAAGGUGCAGACAAGGCCGACGAGGAUGAAUCUACAGAUCAGGAUCCAAUUGAAUUUCUUGGAAGGCCACUUGUAACAGGAGAAAAGACACUUCCAGUACGCCCUGGCAUGUUUCUUGAGACUGUCUCCAAGGUCUUAUCUGGUUUAUAUGCUGGAACUGAUUCUGGCAUCACUGCACAACAUCUGGAAUGGGUUCAUAAGAAGACACUUGAAGUGCUUCAGGAGGUAGCAUUUGACUAA
Molecule: messenger RNA, 5268 nt
Organism: Sphenostylis stenocarpa
Lineage: Eukaryota; Viridiplantae; Streptophyta; Magnoliopsida; Fabales; Fabaceae
Source: the annotation of a GenBank genome assembly